Messenger RNA from Lonchura striata (white-rumped munia), 2928 nucleotides. It is a transcript of the gene HTR1B, whose product is annotated as 5-hydroxytryptamine receptor 1B. Gene Ontology annotation, biological process: adenylate cyclase-activating adrenergic receptor signaling pathway; vasoconstriction; chemical synaptic transmission. Gene Ontology annotation, molecular function: G protein-coupled serotonin receptor activity. The record is from RefSeq and is a predicted model, not a curated record. NCBI's taxonomy places the organism in Eukaryota, Metazoa, Chordata, Aves, Passeriformes, Estrildidae. Gene Ontology annotation, cellular component: plasma membrane.
UCCCGCACCCGCGGCGGCGGCUGCAAACUUGCUGCGGCGGGCUGCGUGUGAAGGCACGGCCCGGCGGGGCGGCUCCGCUGCUCCGCAGCCCCCGUCGUCGCGCCCGCAGCCCGGGGGGCGAGGCCGCCGCCCGCGGGCAUGCGGCGCUGCCACCGCGCCCGUCGAGACACGGUGUGGAGCCGCGGGCGGUGGGGCUGCGCUUAGGGGCGGCCGGGGCGGGAGCCCCAUGUCCGGGGCUCGCCGCGCUCCGCGGGCCGGCGGCGGGGCGAUGAGCUGCCGGGGCGAGCGGGCGCGCCUGGCCCCCGGUUUGCCCUGCUCCCUCGCCCGUGGGGAGUGAGGCUCCGCGGAGCCCGCUCGGAGCUCCCGGAAGGGCGGGCAGGCGGUCGGGGAGGUGGUGCCGGCGCGGCGAUGCUGCAGCCCUCCCCCGGCGCCGACGGGGUCUUGCCGGGGUAGCGGCCCCGCCGUGCCGCGCCGAGCCCCGCCGUCUGCGGGGGCGGCGGCCGCGGAGGGAUGGAGCCGGCCGGCCCCUGCCGGGCGCAGUUGGGCUCCGCCAACGACUCUUACCGAAACUGUAGCGCCGAGGAAGUGAUUUAUCAAGAUGCCACCCCUCUCUCCGGGAAGAUCGUGCUCGCUGUCGUCCUGGCGCUGGUCACCCUGGCCACGGUGCUUUCCAACGCUUUUGUCAUCGCCACGGUCUACCAGACGAGGAAACUCCACACGCCGGCCAACUAUCUGAUCGCCUCGUUGGCUGUUACCGACCUCCUCGUCUCCAUCCUUGUCAUGCCCAUCAGCACCAUGUACACUGUGACCGGCAGGUGGACGCUGGGUCAGAUCGUCUGCGAUAUCUGGCUGUCCUCGGACAUCACCUGUUGCACGGCGUCCAUCCUGCACCUCUGUGUCAUCGCCCUGGACCGCUACUGGGCGAUCACCGACGCCGUCGAAUACUCCACGAAACGGACUCCCAAGAGGGCAGCUGGUAUGAUCGCACUGGUAUGGAUCUUCUCCAUCUGCAUCUCCAUGCCCCCUUUGUUUUGGCGGCAGGCGAAGGCCGAGGAAGUAUCUAACUGUGUGGUGAACACGGACCACGUCCUGUACACCGUGUACUCCACAGUAGGAGCCUUCUACUUCCCCACUCUGCUGCUCAUAGCCCUCUACGGGAGGAUCUACGUGGAAGCCAGGUCGCGGAUUUUGAAGCAGACGCCAAAGAAAGCAGGUAAAAGACUAACGCGGGCACAGUUAAUUACAGACUCCCCGGGGUCGACCUCUUCCGUCACGUCCAUAAACUCCAAGGCUCCCGAGGGAUCCAGCGAAACGGGCUCCCCCGUGUACAUGAACCAGGUGAAGGUGAAGGUCUCGGACGCCCUGCUGGAGAAAAAGAAGCUGACGGCCGCUAGAGAGCGGAAAGCUACAAAGACUUUAGGGAUUAUUUUAGGAGCCUUCAUCGUGUGCUGGCUGCCCUUUUUCAUCAUCAGCUUGGUGAUGCCUAUUUGCAAGGACGCUUGCUGGUUCCACAUGGCCAUCUUUGACUUUUUCACGUGGCUUGGAUAUCUCAACUCCCUCAUCAACCCUGUCAUCUAUACUAUGUCUAACGAAGACUUCAAACAAGCUUUCCACAAACUCAUACGUUUCCGAUGCACAGGCUGAAAUGUUGAAUGCGAUGUGCUCCCCGGGGCAGCCCCCAUGCACGCCUGCGCCCGGCGCCACAGAAUCAAGUUGCUAUUGUAAAGACCCACUGCUUGAAACUUCCCCAAGCCCAGUUGCCAGACUCAUGAUGCUGCAAAAACGUCAAUACAUUCUGCCACCAAACUGCUCAGCUCUGCGUUUCAGUGUAAUGACUCUGGCAGAGAUGCUGUUCCAAUAGGCACGCAGAUCAGUUGCAAAAAAAAAAAAAGAAAAAAAAAAAAAAAAAAAUGAAAAAAAAAAAAAAAAAAAAAAAAAAAAAAAAGAGGGCAGCCUCGAAUCAAGGUCUAUAAUUCAUCUGGAAUGAAGAAAAAAAAAAAAGUUUGAGAGUAAACUCCAUUUAUUUUGCAGGCUUAACUUCUUAAUUUCUUCUCCGGCCGGUUGUAGGGGUGUGCACAAGAGCACAGCUGUCUCUGUCUGUGUUGGUAGCAUAGUUGUACUUCUGCACACCUGUAAUUUCUUUCUUUCAGUGGGAAGAGUUGCUCCCUUCACUCAUGAAGCCAAGAGGAGACAAACUCACAUUUAAAAUAGGAGCAUCACAGUAAAUUCUGUAAAUGACUCCUUCGGCUGAACAUGCGUGAGAAGUGACAGUGUGCACAAGUUUUAUAUUUGUAUUUCAAAACAAUAGUAAAUGCAAAUGCUCUAGAAACAAGAGUUGUAGACCUGUUCAACUGCACUGCAUAUCUGUAGUCUGUCCUCAUAGUUGCCUUUAAAAAAGAACUGCUUCUUGCUUUUGCUCCAUAAGAGCAGAAAUCAAGAAGUCCAAUGACCUUUUCCAUAAACCAGCUGGGAAUAGGAGUAGCAGUUUGACGCUGUAACCAUGUUUUCCAUUUUGUGUCAGUUGCACACCCUUACCGCAUGAACCACUGCGAAAUUUAGAAUUCUCUAAGUACUUAACAUUAUUUAAUGUAUUUUGUAAAGAAGUGAAGCAGUUUGCUCUUUCAGAAGAGCUAUUUCACCUGCAAAAUAAAUACCCAUGAAUCAUUAAUUAACUGAUGUUAGUGAAAUUUCUUGCCUCCCUACUUCCCCCUUAUGUUUUUUUUUAGUUUUUCUUUUGUUUUGUUUUGGUUUUUUUUUCUUUUUUUUUUUCCUCCUGAUUGGACCUUAAGAUAGGUCUAUGCGUAUUCAGCAGAGUUUCAGGAUAUGGUCCACCUGCUGUAAUAGAACUGCAUUGAUUGUUCCUCUUACGUGUAAAUGAAAAUGAGUAUAAACAAUAAAACGCUUGACUGUGUUCUCAAGAGUGGUAGC